This is a messenger RNA of Tarenaya hassleriana, 1626 nucleotides long. Its product is annotated as deSI-like protein At4g17486. Gene Ontology annotation, biological process: protein deubiquitination. The coding region runs from base 626 to 1300 and encodes 224 amino acids. The record is from RefSeq and is a predicted model, not a curated record. Gene Ontology annotation, molecular function: deubiquitinase activity. The transcript is spliced from 7 exons. NCBI's taxonomy places the organism in Eukaryota, Viridiplantae, Streptophyta, Magnoliopsida, Brassicales, Cleomaceae.
GUAUAUAUUGAUAUGGAUCAAAUGUAAAUCUAUCAAACUUAAACUAAUGCAUCGAUGAACACACGUACUGUCGGUGAGAAUAUCAUAAAGAAGGAGAGUAAAAUAUAACAAUUCCUUGCGGUCAUAAUAGACAGCAGCACCCCGUCUAAACGCCAAAAAAAUCCCGAAAGACUCCGACUCCCUUUCCCUUUGGCCAGGCAGAUCAAGGAUCACUCAAUUCUCCGUUUCUCAUGGUUUUCGGGAAAUCCUCGUCUGAUCGGACUUCAGCUUCUCUCUUUUCCCGUUUCUCUACCCCAUGAAGUUCGUUUCCCGCUUCUGAUGACGGGUUGCUUCCCGAGGAAAAUUGAGUGGGAGUCCCGAUUUGCUUAGUCUGUCGGUUUAUUUCACUUGAAAAGGCCUACUUCUGUCUAAUUUGGCCCCCUUUUGUUUAUUUUCAGCACCUUGCAAACAGGAUCCCUGUGGACUGUAGAAUUUUGUUAGAUCUCCAACACUUUUGUGGACAAUCGGAUCUCUCUGACCGUGUGUGCCAUCGUUGUCAGAGUGAGUUUUGCAGGGAUCUAAGAGUAGGGAGGAGAGGAUGAAGGAAACGAGUUUGAAGUGAGAGAGACGGAGGAGGUAUACAAAAAUGCGGAUGCUUACUUUCACGUCAAGCUCAAGCUCGAGCGAGGAGAGGGAAGACAGCGGUGGUAUUACGCCAGUCUACCUCAAUGUGUAUGAUCUUACGCCUGUGAACAAUUAUCUCUAUUGGUUUGGGCUCGGGAUAUUCCACUCAGGAAUCGAGGCACACGGUUUGGAGUAUGGGUUUGGAGCGCAUGAGUAUGCUAGCAGCGGCGUGUUCGAGGUGGAGCCUAGGAGCUGCCCUGGCUUCAUUUUUAGGCGCUCUGUUUUGUUGGGGACGACUAGCAUGUCUCGCUCAGAGCUCCGAUCAUUCAUGGAGAUAUUUUCCAGAAAAUAUCAUGGUGACACGUACCAUUUGAUUGCCAAGAACUGUAACCAUUUCACCGAAGAAGUAUGCUUGCAGUUGACAGGCAAGCCUAUUCCCGGAUGGAUUAAUCGGAUGGCUCGAGUAGGUUCAUUCUGUAAUUGUCUUCUGCCAGAAAGCAUUCAGAUCACUGCAGUUAGACAUCUUCCUGAACGCCUCGAAUUCUCUGACGAGGAAGAUGGAUCGGAAUCGGUGGGAUCAUCUGUGACGGACGAGACGGAAGGAGAGGGCUCAGACCACCAUCUGAUAUCCGCACCAGACAGUGAUAUAGCCUUUCUGCAAGAGAAAGCUGUGCGGUUAGCCCGGGAACUCGUCUGAGAAUCAUUGCCUUGGGUAUUCCGUUGGGGAAUGGGCUGUAGACGUUGAAAUCAUCUGCCGUUGUAGUGUAGUGUGUAGGGGCCAAGAAACCUGUUGUGUUUUCAUUUCAGGGAAAAAGAAAGAAGAAGAACUUCUUUCACAGAAAUUACGGAAUAUAGCAAAAUGGCAGAGUUUCUAUCAAUCGUGGGAUGGAUACUUGUAGGUUUAGUACCCUAUACAAAAUUACUGCAUAUAUAUGUAUGUAUGCAUAUUAAUAUAGUUAUUAGAAAGAAGCGUCAGAAAGGGACUGGAUUUUAUAAAUAUGAAAUCAUGAUCUUCGAAUUUAA